Messenger RNA from Closterium sp. Naga37s-1, 5031 nucleotides. The record is from the annotation of a GenBank genome assembly. Lineage: Eukaryota; Viridiplantae; Streptophyta; Zygnematophyceae; Desmidiales; Closteriaceae.
AUGGCAUCAGCACCGCAUUUGAUACUAUCCGACGACACUGACGAUCUCAUCCGGGCUCCAGACGCCGCAAAUGCUGCAUUGCCGUUUGCCCCGAAGCUCGACAACGCGGAUGGCGCCGUCGAGGACGGCGACAUUCACGCCGCAAUCAACUCGUUUCUCGCUAUUCCCAACAGCUUCUGGGACUCAUCUCUUCCUCCUUUUCUGGCGGCAGAACCUUCGUCAACCUAUGAAUGCGCGGAGGCCGCGAGAGACGCGCUCAGAGUAGCGGCGGACGAAAGUGGAGGCAAGCGGCGUAGCGACGCGGCUGCUAGCGGUCUAACGAAUGAUAACGCGGCUUGCAUUGGCGACGCGAAAGAUGCGAAUGCGACGACGACGAUGACGCAAAUUGCGGACGAUAUAAAGCGAGAAGCCGCGGAGCUGCUGCGACGGAACAACGCCAACUCCGAGUCGCUCAAGCGUCGCGCGCUCGAGCGGCCUCCGCCUUGCGGCGGCGGCAACGCGAAGAAGCAGAAGCAGCAGCAGAAGCAGCGCCACAAGGCGCAGCAGAAUGCCAAGAUCCUGUCGGCGCUGCUGACGGCGCUCGCGUCGCUCGACCAGUGCUCCUCCGAGGACUCCGCGGACGACGAUUCCGCGCCCAACACGCCGUCCCCCAAACGGCGGAAGGCGUCAGGCGGAAAGGCCGCCUUGGCGGCCACCGCUGACGCGCACGGCGGGAGUGGCAAUGCGACGGAGGCCCCUCCGGGGACAGAGGGGUGGCCGUCGUCGUCCGAGGCACCGCGUGUGAGUGCGCAGUCGGCGCGGAACGACAGUGCGGACGAGGCCAGCGCAGCAGCACACGGCAAGUUCUCCGCGGCGACGGGACGCGGAGCGAGGAGCAAGGUAGCAUCGCUGCCGGGGCUCACCUGGCAAGGAGAAAAGCAAGCUCCCGUUCGGGUCUUGCCGCAAGGCUUGGCGCAAGGGGCGACGCGCGCGGAGGAAGCACAGGACGCAUGGAGCGCCAAGGACGAGGUCCCAAAAACCCAAGGGAAUCCACAACGAGUUGGCACGGGCAGGAGCCUUCUGGACGCGUUUCUUGCGGACCUGCCCGAGAUUGACGGGCAUCUGGACGCUGUUAUGACAUCGCUGUGCUCUGAGUCUGCUGCUACGACUGCCUGCACAGGAGGUGCUUCCAAGAAGAACAAUGCUGCUUGCACGGGUGUGGAUGGAACGGAAUCUCCUCUCUUGCAGUCAUUCUCGCAGCCUUCCUCUCACCUCUCUCCACCCAAGACUCCCAUGCUUAGCCACACGCCGGGGUUUACGCACGCGCAUGAGAAGCUUCAGCCUGUUAAUGAGACGGGCAAUAACGAGGAUGAAGGCUAUGAUGAGGACGACAGGCUGAGCACCAGCAGCAUUGACAGCGAGGAUGCUGCGGCUGCUGCAGCGGCAGCUACAGCUCUGGCCAUGGGGACGCGGACCAGAGUGGCAGAGGAGAAGAAUCUUGCGCCUGAACCGAAAGCAGGUGCUCCGUAUCCAGACAAUGUGGCUCGGAUGAAGCGUGGGGCAGGGCAGCGACCUCCUCCUCUGACGCUCCCUGGUGCUCUAGAACCUGUUUGUAACGGCUCUCCAUCGUCUCUCGGCAGUCCGUUUAACCAAAUAAAAGCGAGCACACCUGGUAACAGAGACUCGCCAUGUGCCAUGCCUCUUGGAAUUGGGACACCAUUCCUCUCUCCGAGGUAUGGUGCUGUGGGGGGGAAUGAUGUGGACGACUGGAUGCCGCGCAGCCGCGGGCGCAAGGACCGGCAGGUGGCGGGCGGGCGCAUCAAGGCGCGGAGCAUGGCGGAGAGGCAGAGGCGGGAGAGGAUUAGCGAGGGGCUGCAGAAGCUGCGGAUGGUAGUGCGCGGCCAUGGGGACACAGCUACCAUGCUUGACAAUGCGGUCGCAUAUGUGCAGGCGCUGCAGAGGCGAGUGACAUCGCUAGAAACAAACAUGCUGCUGCACCAGGCAUCGUGCAAGAUGAAGGAAGAUGGGAGCCCAGAAUCGAGAGUUAAGUCGAUGUCAGCGCUCCCCACUAUUUCCAACAUCGCUCGUUCACCCGCGGUCUCGAAUGCUAUUCCCAAUGCCUCCGCUAUUCCCCCGUCCGCCGCGACUCUCCCAUCCGCUGGGACUCUCCCAUCCGCUGCGACUCCGCCACCCGCCGCGACUCCGUCACCCGCUGCGACUCCGCCACCCGCUGCGACUCCGCCACCCGCCGCGAAUCCACCGCCUAAGGCGACUCCUCCGGGAGCCACCGUGAUCGAUCUCACUCGCACGUCGUCGUCGCGUCUCGUCGCACGCGUGUCGCAUCUGCACACGAUGCUGCGACGAGCUGUCGCAUGGCAGUCGCAGCAUCAGCAGGUUCUGCUUCGGAAGCAAAGCCAGCAGGAUCCGACAGCAGCGGCAGAUGCGACAGCAGCAGCGGUUGCGGCGACAGAGUUAUGGAAGUCGCCAGGAGGUCGAGAGGCCGCAAGCACUCUGAGCAAGACGCUGCUGGACGUCUCCAGGACCCUGGACGUGGCACUCGCGACAGAGCAGCGGCUGGAGGGCAAGGAGGGCGACUUGAUCGAUGCAGUGAAGAUGGCCUGUCUCCUCAACUCUGCCCCAUCUCUUCGCCCCGCGGUCACCGUCCUGAUGCUCUCUGUCAAGGCAGCAACGGCUGCUGGGUGGUUCUCAGAAGACCAGCAAACAAGCUUCCGAGGUGCAGCAGAGGGUGUCGUUGGUGGUGGGAAGGGGAGUGCAAGCGUGGGUGGUGCCCUGCCGCUCGCCACUGACCUUCUGCUGGAGCUUGUUGUGAAGCGAUUCCUCCCUACACUGAAGUUAGUAGAAGUCUGCACAGCACUCACAGUACAACCAGGCUUCCAUGUUCUCACCCACGACUUCCUCGUCUCACACCAUCCCAAGCCGCAGCAGAAACUGCGUUUCUUCUCCAUCCGAGCCGACUUUGUCAACUCUGCUGCCACCCUCGUCUCGCCACCUCAAGCCAGCAUACUGCUGAACGCCAAGGAGGUGCCCAACAGAACAGCCAUCGACCAGGAUCGCUCCCCGCUGGUACCAUCUGACGUCAUCAAGCUUCUGAGGCUCGGUGUGAACAUCUUGAACCUCAUUGGCCGCCUCUCAGUGCCCUACAUUUUUGUGGUGGCUGUGAUGGCACCCACCCCUCUGCUCCCACCCUCCAUGCUCAAGCCCCACCCCUCUCAACUCAAGCCAACUCCUCCCCACCCCACUCAAUCGUCCCAUACUGCUCAAGCCACUGGAACCAGCGUCGCACCGGCAACCACCGCCAGCAGCCUUUCUACCCUCUCGUCCACAACCCCCUCUGGAGAACUCUCGAAUGGUUUGACAGCCGAGGGGCAGGGAAGCGGUGGGAGAGAGCAAAGAGAGCAGCACGGGCAACAGGCAGGGCAGGAGGAGGAGGAGGAGCAGGAGGAGUUGCUGGAGGGACCAGUUCGAGUGUCGCUCUUGUGUCCAAUCAGUUGGUCCCGCAUGAAAGUACCCGUGAGGGACCGGGCGUGCUCCCACCCUCAGUGCUGCGACUACAGCAGUGUGAUGGCAAUCAACGAGCGCAAGCCUAUGUGGAAAUGUCCCACGUGCGGUGCUGACAUCAGCGCCACGUCACUCUGUAUCGACAAUCGUAUGGUGCAGGUGCUAUCAGAGACAACAGGUAGCACCGACCACACCGAUGUGCUGCUCUUCCCAGAUGGUUCGAGAAGCUCCCACUCAACCUUUCCUCCUCUCCCACUCAAACUUACCUCCUCCCCUCCCCCCAACCAGGUGCUAUCAGAGACAGCAGGUAGCACCGACCACACCGAUGUGCUGCUCUUCCCAGAUGGUUCGAGAAGCUCCCACUCAACCUUUCCUCCUCUCCCACUCAAACUUACCUCCUCCCCUCCCCCCAACCAGGUGCUAUCAGAGACAACAGGUAGCACCGACCACACCGAUGUGCUGCUCUUCCCAAAUGGUUCCUGGCAGCUUCUACCCCAGGGAGCAGGCUUCUCGCCCUCCCCAGCCUCCCCUCCCUCCAAGCGACGCCGACUCGAUGCUGCUGUACCUAACACCCUGCUCCCAUUGCCCGCUGCUGCUGCACCUACUGCCUUGCUCCCAUCACCCGCUGCUGCUGCUACUGUGCCACCAGCUGCUGAUGCAACACCAACAUCUGCUGAUGCAGUGGCAACACGUGCAGCAGCAAGGGAAGUGGAGGGAUCAGCGUCUGGGGAGGACCAACGAGAAGGCAUUAUCGACCUGACAGAUGCUGCUGAUGAUGGCGUGGCUGGGGGUACCUGGGGGGUAGAGGGUGAUGUGAAGCCGUGGGUGGGUAUCGGACAGGGACCUGCUGCUGCUGUCUUUCAUGCUGCUUUCGCUGCUCCUAUUGCUGCUCCUAUUGCUGCUGCUGCUGUAUCUCCUGCUGCCCCUGCCCGUGGUUCAACCCAUGGCUGUGCACCUGGCAACCCAGUCGCCCCUUCCCCUUCACUUGCUCUGUCUGCUCCAUGCAACUCACAUGCGCCUCCUCGUGUGGCUGCCCAAACUGCCAUCCACUCACUGGCCAUUCCCGCACGCCCUGCUGCUGUCAUGCCGCCGGCUCCUGCUGCCACACCCCCGCCUCCUGCUGCAGUGCUCCCUGCUGUUUCCACAACACCCGCUGCUGUUGGUACCGCACCUGCCCAGUCUGCUGCCGCACCAGUUACCGGACCUGCAUCUACAUUGUCGCACCAGUUGUCAGCACGCCAUUUGUCGAUCAGAGGCAGUGCUGAGCUGGCAUCUCUGGGCAGGUCACUUGCUGCUGUGGCAGCCUCAGCACUUGGGGGUCACGUCAAAUGCACCCGCCACCAUUCGUUCCCCGACCUGGACGCGAACGAAACCAAGGGCUUUGCGCGCGCCCCCAUUUCCGGCAAUAUCUUGUGGGGGCAGUACAAGUACAAGCAUAUCGGUCGGGACGGGUCUCUGGUCAUGGUUCAUCCAAUCCGUGUCGCUGGCGGGACAAUAAUGCUGCUCCGCUGGGAUUUCCGCAUGCUGCGCUAG